Molecule: messenger RNA, 1833 nt
Organism: Malaclemys terrapin pileata
Lineage: Eukaryota; Metazoa; Chordata; Testudines; Emydidae
Product: procathepsin L-like
Exons: 8
Coding region: 498-1502 (334 amino acids)
Biological process (GO): immune response
Cellular component (GO): lysosome
Molecular function (GO): cysteine-type endopeptidase activity
Source: RefSeq, a predicted model, not a curated record
CUCAUCCCUAAUACAGAGCAGUUUGAGCACUGACGCCUGAGCGUUUCUCUCCCUUCCGCUUCUGUUAGCAUUAACUAGAGCCACUGGUUAUGCACAGAGAAGGCCAAGCCCUCCUUGAACCUUGCUCAAUUCUUGGCUGCAAAACGGUGACGCCCCCCUGGGGCGCGGGGCACACGCCGGCAGCAUGUUGCAAUAGCCCCGCACUGCUGGCAGGGAGGAAGCCGCAGGCUGAGUCAUUUCCAAGCGGCAAAGGUUGGGUGUUUUGUCCUCACGCGGAGAUGCUGCUGGCUGACGCAUCCGUUAGGUGGAGCAGAGUUACGAUAUGAUCGGUGAGAGCUGGCCGUGCGUUCAGCCCUGAAGAAAGCCAAGGUGCAAAUGCAGUCCCUGGCCUGGGGAACCUAGCGUGCUAGCUGACAGUGCGGGCGGCACCCAACGCUGUACAGACACACAGGGCUCGGGCAGCAGAGCCGGAAAGCCAGAUCUUCAGCCUGAGAGAGAUGCAGCUGCCAGUGCUGGUGGGGUCCCUUGUGGUCCUGCUGGGUGCGUCCGGGGCACGGGACCCUGCCCUGGAGGAAGGCUGGCGAGGAUGGAAGACCUUCCACGCUAAGGACUAUCCUGAAGAGGCGGAAGCUUUCCGCAGGACGGUCUGGGAGAAGAACCUGCGGCGGAUCGAGCGCCACAACCUGGAGGAGUCUCUGGGGAAGCACAGCUACCGGCUGGAAAUGAACCACUUCGGGGACCUGACGGACGAAGAGUUUAACCAGCUUCUGAACGGUUUCCUAGCCGAGCGGCACGGCGGGAAGGUGCCUCUCUUCCAGGCAUCGGCUGCUCGGGAGACUCCCAAGGAGGUGGACUGGCGCGCAAAGGGUUAUGUCACCCCCGUGAAAAACCAGGGCCACUGCGGGUCCUGCUGGGCUUUCAGUGCCACGGGAGCCCUGGAGGGCUUGGUCUUCAAGAAGACGGGCAAACUGGUGUCACUGAGUGAGCAGAACCUCAUGGACUGCUCGAGGAGGCUGGGGAACAACGGGUGCCAUGGGGGCUUCAUCACUCGGGCCUUCCAGUACGUGCGGGACAACAAGGGCAUCAACUCGGAGCUCAACUACCCCUACUUGGAGAGGGACGAAUUCAGCUGCCAUUACAACCCCCAGGACAACGCUGCCAACUGCACCUCUCUCAUGCAGAUCCAGCCAGGCAACGAGACCGCUCUGGAGCAGGCAGUGGCCACUGUCGGCCCGGUCUCCACUGCUGUGGAUGCCAGCACCUUCCACUUCCACUUCUACAAGUCAGGAGUCUUCACCGACAGCCAGUGCAGCCAAACAGUGAACCACGCGAUGCUGGCCGUGGGCUACGGCACGUCCCAGGAGAACGGGAAGAGCACCCCCUAUUGGCUCCUAAAGAACAGCUGGUCUGAGCUAUGGGGCGAAAAAGGUUACAUCCGGCUGGCGAAAGGAGCCAACAAUCACUGUGGUGUGGCCAAUCAAGCCAGCUAUCCCGUCUUGUAGCCGGUGCUGGGUUUUCCUCCUGCCCUGGGCCUGCAUGGCAGAAGGCCUCGCAUACUGUGUGGGGUUUUUUUUCUUCCCACAGUCUAAAUGACUUGAUCGUCUUCAGCAUGGAGAUUCUUUUUGCUCCUGGCAGUGAUUUCUGGGCUGUUUCUUAGCUGCGAUUUACAUGGGUUUAGAAGCGAUUAAAAGUUGUGCAGCAAAUUGCUCUUGCAAGCCUGGGUAAGUCCUGUUCUGGCCACGCCGCAGCAUCGCUGAACGAGGCUUAGUGUUCUGUCCAACGUAUUCAUAAAAUAAAGAAUGUUUUCCUCUCAGUGUGAAAACCAGUCUCCUU